Messenger RNA from Staurois parvus, 262 nucleotides. The record is from the annotation of a GenBank genome assembly. Lineage: Eukaryota; Metazoa; Chordata; Amphibia; Anura; Ranidae.
CAGGGGUGGACUGACCAUUUGGAAACUCGGGCACUGCCCGAGGGCCUGGGGUCAGUAGGGGGCCCCAUGAGAUGCCCCUGGUACCUUUUGCAUAGGCUUUUUUGAGUUUGGGCAAGGACACAGGGGCCCCAUGAUCCCCUAUUGCCCGGGGGCCCCAUGAGUUGUCAGUCCGCCCCUGUCCGCCCCUGGUUCUGACUUGUUGCAGCUUCUAAUGCACAUGGUGCGAAGCUCACAGUGUGCAGUGAAAUCAGAGCAUCAGUGC